This is a messenger RNA of Phytophthora sojae, 1224 nucleotides long. RefSeq lists its product as hypothetical. Gene Ontology annotation, cellular component: Golgi apparatus. The transcript has 6 exons. Gene Ontology annotation, molecular function: antiporter activity. NCBI's taxonomy places the organism in Eukaryota, Oomycota, Peronosporomycetes, Peronosporales, Peronosporaceae. The record is from RefSeq and is a predicted model, not a curated record. Bases 1 to 1077 code for a protein of 358 amino acids.
AUGAUGCUCGCGCGAAUGACGGCGCCGUACCCCAUGUACGACCUGGAGGGCGGCAUGGGCGCGCCCGCCAAGGAGUACAAGGCCCCCAAGGGCCGCGCCAUCAGGCGCCUGCGGGACAACAAGGCGCUGCGGAUCGGCUGCUGCUUGGGCGUGUGGUACCUCUUCUCCGCCAGCGCCACCUUCACCAACAAGGUGCUGAUCAAGGAGCACCACGUGUCGGCCGAGAUGCUCACCAUGUGCCACCUCUUCAUCAGCAUCAUCCUCGACUUUGUGGUGCUGACGUUCCCCAGCUCGCCGAGCAGCACGGGGGCUUGGCGCAUGCAGCGCGUGCGCAUGCGCAGCAUCAUGUGGAUCGUGCCGCUGAGCCUCUUCUCCGUGUUCGCCAAGAUGCUCACGUACUGGAGCUACAAUGCCGUGCCGGUGUCCAUCACGCAGACCUGCAAGGCGUCGCAGCCCCUCUUCAACGUGGUGCUGGCCUUCGCGGUCUACCGCUCGCGGUUCUCCUUCGCCACGUACUCGAGUCUCGUGCCGAUCGUCUUUGGCGUUGUCAUGGCCUCGGUAUCUGAAAUGGGCAUGAACGACCUGGCCUUCUCAGGAGUGGUGUUCGCCGUUACGUCAGCGCUGCUCGGUGUCAUGCAGAGCAUGUACGCCAAGUUCCUGCUGCGCCGCCGUAUCGUGGUUGACACGGUCAACCUCCACUUCUACAGCGCGUUUGUGUCUUUCGCCAUCAACGCGCCGUUCGUGCUGAUGAGCGCGCGUGCGCACCAGGACAACUUUGUGGCGAGUUUCCCGUUUGGCAAGGUGCUCAUGUGCAGCAUGAUGCACUUCAUCGGCAGCUUCUGCUCGUCGUGGGUGCUGGGUGAAGUGUCGGAGCUUACGUUCUCCAUCAUGAGCACGAUGAAGCGUGUGGUCGUCAUCCUCAGCGCCGUGUUGUACUUUGGCAACCCCGUCACUGUCCAGUCGGUUAUCGGCAUGGCACUUGCGAUUGGAGGAGUUGCUGCCUAUCAGCUAGUCAAGAUCUCGGAGAAGCAGUCAAAAAUGCUGCCGUUGCCGCUAACGGUGAAAACGUCCGAGUAAGCCGCGCCAUUGCGCUUCGUUGCUUUUCAUAUAGUACGAGAAGACGAUAUAGAUUACAGUUCAUGAAGAAAGAAGCAGUGGAAGUCAAGGGCGUGAGCAAAUAAAUAAACGACGCUGGCGGACGAUGCCAGCGUACAGUUGCAGCUG